CUUGACGCGAGACGAGGAAGUAGCCGAACAGAACUGCAAAAUGAGCUUCUGUUUUAGAAACGACAUGAGACUGGGUGUUGGGAGAAAGAGCCGUAUUUCUUCCAAACUGGCUUUUUCAGUACUUGUCUAGACAAAAUAAGUGAUUCACUGCAAGGCCCCGAUCAGUGCUCGCUCUAGAACACCAACUAAGAUGACACAAACAGGAACCGGAAGUCACAGAAGCAAAGGUUUUGGAAUACAGCAUUACUGCAGCGCCUAGUGAUUUUCACCACGGCAUGGGUUUUGGUCAGCUGGCAACUAUCAGGGCACGCAGAAAAAGACCUUUGCUGUUGAGUGGUCCACUAUUGUGAGCUUCAUGUCUUGGUUUCCUAUGCUUACUUUCCUGAGUAUGUUUUACUAUAUCUGCGUUCGACGCCGGGCACGAUUAGCUAACAGAGGGGAAAUGCUUAACAGCCGUCGAGCUAUUGAGUCAAACAGCCGAGCUUUGCCAAUGUCGACUAAAGCUGUGCAGUACGCCAAAGAAGUUCUGGAUUUCAGCUCCCACUAUGGGAGUGAAAACAGCAUGUCUUAUACCAUUUGGAAUUUAGCGGGUUCCCCUAAUGUAUAUCCAAGUUCAGGGGAUUUUACCCAGACUGCUGUGUUUCGGACUUACGGAAACUGGUGGCGUCAUUGCUCCAGCACUCCAGCACCAUUUAAGAGAACCUCGGCAAACUUCUUCAGUCAGGAUUAUGUGGAGCUUGUUUUUGAAGAACCCGUUUAUCCCACAGCAGUUCACAUCCUGGAAACCUACCAUCCUGGAUCAGUGGUGAAGAUACUCGCAUGUUCUGCCAACCCAUACUCACAAAGUGCUCCUGCAGAGAUUAGAUGGGAAACUAUUUGGUCUGGAGAACCUACACGGGUCAAUUGUCCUCAGUCUCGCCAAUUCUCACCUUGCUUGAAAGAGAUUAGCUUCCCAACAAAUCUCCUUCGCCUCGAAACAAACAGUUCCCUUUUGGAUUAUUAUACUGAACUGGAUGCAGUGGAACUACAUGGGGUGAAAGAAAGGCCAGUGCCCCCCUUGAAAACGGCUGCCAUUGACAUGAGUGAUCUGGACGAUGAUUAUGAUGAUAAAGACAAUAGUGAACUGGAUAGCCUUACAGAUCAGCUGAGUAACUGUGGCAUCAGGGAAUGGACAAAUAAUGGCUAUUUUGACAAACUGCCUUAUGAGCUUAUUCAGUUUAUCAUAAGCCAUCUAGCACUUCCAGACCUCUGUCGCCUAGCACAAACCUGCAAGCUCAUGUAUCAGCAUUGCUGUGACCCAUUGCAGUACACUCAUCUAAGUUUACAACCUUACUGGACAAAUGUGAAUGACAGCUCACUGGACUACUUGCUACCACGCUGCAGCCUUGUUCAGUGGCUUAACCUAUCCUGGACUGGAAACAGGGGCUUUAUCUCUACCUCAGGAUUCAGCAGACUCUUAAAAGUGUGUGGUAGUGAAUUAGUCCGACUGGAAUUGGCCUGUGGCCAUUUCUUAAAUGAAGCCUGCCUAGAGGUCAUUGCAGAGAUGUGUCCAAACCUUCAGGAAUUAAAUCUCUCUUCUUGCGAUAAACUACCACCUCAGGCUUUCAGCCAUAUUUGUAAACUCAGUGGAUUAAAACGCCUUGUUCUAUAUCGUACAAAAAUAGAGCAAACAGCUCUGCUUAGCAUUCUGAACUUCUGCCCAGAAAUUCAGCAUCUCAGUCUCGGCAGCUGUGUUCUGAUUGAGGACUAUGACCUUAUAGCUAGUGUUUUGGGAGCCAAGUGCAAAAAACUACGCUCUUUAGAUUUGUGGAGAUCUAAAAACAUUACAGAAAGGGGAAUAGCGGAAUUGGCAUCUGGAUGUGUGCUUCUGGAAGAGCUUGACCUUGGAUGGUGCCCUACGCUACAGAGCAGCACUGGCUGUUUUGUGAAUGUCGCCAGUAAACUUCCAAACCUUCGUAAGCUUUUCCUCACAGCUAACAGGUCCAUAUGUGACUCGGACAUUGAAGAAUUGGCCAGAAACUGCCAGCAUCUUCAACAGCUAGAUAUUUUAGGUACCAGAAUGGUAAGUCCUACAGCUUUGCACAAAUUAUUGGAGUGUUGCAAAGAGCUGGUCUUGCUGGAUGUUUCCUUUUGCUCCCAAAUCGACAGUCGAGUUGUGCAGGAAUUAACCACAAGGUUUCCGAGUGUGUCCAUCAAGAAGAGUUUCACCCAGUAAAUCAAAAAGUUGCUUGGACUUGACCAGAGCCUUUUCUCACUGACAUUUGGGAAAUUUGUACUCCCGGCAAAAGGAAACGACUACGUAACAGUGUAGUUCUUCCGUCUGUGAUUACGUGCUCAGUGAAUGCAUAGCUAAAGCAUUUUCAAUAUUUCACCGAGAUUAGUUACAUGAUUUUUUGCAGCACUCUUCUUUUUUACUUAUUUAUUAUUGCACAGUUGAAAAUAAGUACUCAGAGGUUCUUAAACUAUGUAGCCAGCUACCCUAGGGGUCCUCAUAUGUUUUUUUAGGGGGCCUUAGGCAGCUGCUGAAAUUUAGCGUGAAAGUGAAUUUGUUUCCCUGGAUAUCUCCUGAAAUCAUAGAGUAUCGGCUAUUACAAUGUUUCCCUACUACAAUGUUUCUCUUUAUAAUUUAAGCCAUGUUAGGAGAUCGCAAUCCAGAUGAAACCUGGGAUGGAGGCUCUUUUGAAGCCUUGGACUGGCCUGGCACUGUAGCAGCAGGACUGUAAUGAUGAUCUUUUAGAUACAGGUAUGGGACCUAUUAUCAAGAAUGCUCGGGACCUGGGACUUUCCAGAUAACGGGUCUUUCUGUAA
Xenopus laevis (African clawed frog) is the source of this 2808-nucleotide messenger RNA. It is a transcript of the gene fbxl4.L, whose product is annotated as F-box and leucine-rich repeat protein 4 L homeolog. Gene Ontology annotation, biological process: SCF-dependent proteasomal ubiquitin-dependent protein catabolic process. The coding region runs from base 356 to 2215 and encodes 619 amino acids. NCBI's taxonomy places the organism in Eukaryota, Metazoa, Chordata, Amphibia, Anura, Pipidae. The transcript is spliced from 9 exons. Gene Ontology annotation, cellular component: SCF ubiquitin ligase complex. The record is from RefSeq and is a predicted model, not a curated record.